UAAGUGGACUUGCACAUUGACAAUGUACCUAUAAAUGACGUCUUAACUCUUAAUUUUUACAAAUCGCGGCUAAGUAUUUUAGUUUAAAUCAGAGAAGCCGAUAUUAGAGACGGACAAGAUUAAUGUGUUUUUAAAAUACGCGUUGUUCAUAUACUUGUUUCGACGUGUAAAGGCAUUAAUAAAUGGGUUCAUUCCUACGAAAUAUUGUGUUGAAUAGGUAACUAAAAUUUGAUAUCGUUUCUAAAUUUGCGCGCAAUAAAUUUUCGACGAACGAUGAAAUUCUUCAUUAUAUUGUUAUUGUUGUAUUCUGUACAAUUUAAACACACGGUGUGUUACGGCUUAUCAUUCUUAUUUAAAUUGGAAUAACAAUAACAUAUUAUAUACAAAUACUACCUAUACUGUUGUAGAUAUUAUACAUCGAACACCUUUGAGUGACGUAAGUCGGUAUUACGAAGAGAGUAAAAUCAACUCAUAUUCCUAUUGUAAAAACCUAUUCAAUAUUAGAGAGCAUUAUGUUAUAUAUUUUUCGGAGUUGUCGCCGUCUAGUGUGGCUUCUGAAUUUGCGACUGCAAUAAUAUGUUAUUAUUGGUUAUAAUACUAUGUUAUUAAAAUUGUUAUUUUUUUCAUCGGCUUUAAGUUUCAGGUUUUCUCAGACCUCUUUGUUAAUAAUAAUAUAUUGUGUGCACGAACGGUAUGUUUAGCAAAGGAGACAGUAUGGCAGUGUCCACGAAAAACAUCGUCGCAUACCCUGAAAAGUGUGCUAGACUGAAUUGUGACCUGUGCGAUUCAGAAGACUGUCUACUGUGCAAACCUUGCAUGGAUCGGGACACAAAAGUCCAAUUCACAAAUGCCUAUCGGGAAUACAUAGAUCGGCAUGACUGCAAAAGAGUUUUCCCGCCAAAAUUUAAUCCGAACUUUUUGAACAACUCCGAAGACCUUAGCAGUUAUAGUCCGAAAACGCGUUUGAUGUACAAAUGGUUCAAAGGAAAAUGCAUCGCGGACACUGAAUGGUGUUAAUAAUUCAAAAAAUGUGUUUCGCUAAGAAUCGUGAAGAGAGGAAAGUCACUACUUCUACUUUUAAUCAAAACGAAAGCCAUAUUUAUAUAUAUAUAUAUAGUUUUUUUUUUUAUUGUUUUUAUAUUAUUAUGUAAUACUUUAAUUAAAAUUACAAAAAGUUAAUUUAUUUA
Molecule: messenger RNA, 1187 nt
Organism: Acyrthosiphon pisum (pea aphid)
Lineage: Eukaryota; Metazoa; Arthropoda; Insecta; Hemiptera; Aphididae
Exons: 2
Coding region: 694-1017 (107 amino acids)
Source: RefSeq, a predicted model, not a curated record